Molecule: messenger RNA, 975 nt
Organism: Alternaria postmessia
Lineage: Eukaryota; Fungi; Ascomycota; Dothideomycetes; Pleosporales; Pleosporaceae
Product: putative NRPS-like protein biosynthetic cluster
Exons: 2
Coding region: 1-975 (324 amino acids)
Biological process (GO): fatty acid metabolic process
Molecular function (GO): medium-chain fatty acid-CoA ligase activity
Source: RefSeq, a predicted model, not a curated record
AUGGGUUUCCUGGCUUCCUUCACGCAUGGCGCCAGCAUCGUCUUCCCGGCCGAUCAAUUCGAUGCCAGUCUCACGUACGAUGCUAUCGUUGCUGAACGCUGCACUGCACUGCUCGGCGUGCCGACAAUGUUCAUCGCGAUGCUAAGCGUACUUCCCGCGAAGCGACAAAAGAUCACUUCCAUACGUACUGGACUGGCUGCCGGCUCUAUGGUGCCUGCCCCACUACUAGAGCGGCUAAAAAAGGAGAUGGGCGUGCGUGGGAUCUUGGUCGCAUACGGGAUGACAGAAACUAGUCCUGUGACUUUCAUGAUGGGUCUUGAUGAUUCGCAGAAGCACCUGAAUAAAGGACUCGGCAUUGUGAUGCCGCAUACCAGUGCCAAGAUUGUCGAUGGGCAAGGCCGCAUAUUACCAAGAGGUUCCAGGGGUGAACUAUGUACUAGUGGAUUUGCGCUGAUGAAAGGAUAUUUUGCCAACGAGGCCGGCACAAAUGAGGUCAUGCGACGGGAUGAGGAAGGGGUGCUUUGGAUGCAUACGGGCGACGAGUGCAUCAUAACUCAGCAAGGCUACUGCGAAAUUACAGGCCGCAUCAAAGAUAUCAUUAUCAGGGGGGGCGAGAAUAUCUUCCCUGCUGAGAUUGAGGAACAACUGCUCCGCCACCCUUCUAUCUCCGAAGCUAGCGUCGUCGGUCUCUCUGAUGAAAAGUACGGCGAGAUAGUGAGUUGCUUCCUGCGUGUUUCCGGUGGGGAACAGAAGGUGCGUGACGAAGACGUGAGAGCAUGGGUGGGUGCAAAGCUGGGAAGGCAAAAAGUCCCAGCGCGGGUGUUUUGGGUGGGCGAUGAAGCUGGGUGUGUGGCCGUAGACUUUCCGAAAACCGGCAGUGGAAAGCAUCAGAAGCAUCUCUUAAGGGACCUAGGUGAGAGUGUUCUUAAACGGGAGAAGAUGCAGGAUCUACGAGUAGAGAGAGCAAAAUUGUGA